Molecule: messenger RNA, 1947 nt
Organism: Plodia interpunctella (Indianmeal moth)
Lineage: Eukaryota; Metazoa; Arthropoda; Insecta; Lepidoptera; Pyralidae
Gene: Nol8
Exons: 8
Coding region: 143-1885 (580 amino acids)
Molecular function (GO): RNA binding
Source: RefSeq, a predicted model, not a curated record
UGACGUGUAAAUAUAACCUACAAUUUAAGGCAUGCCUUUGUUUUGUCGUGUAGUACAUCGUCUUUUGGUAAAAGUUUAUAUUACGUGAUGCUAAAUUUAUUUGAGUAGCAAAAAAAAUAUAUUGUAUAGGAUCGUAAAUAUAAUGUCUGCUCACACGCGUUUAUUUGUGGGUAAUCUUCCUGACAACACGAGUGAAGAUGUAUUACGGAAAGCAUUUUCAGUUUACGGAGAAGUAACUAAUUUGGAUAUAAAAAGUAAGCCUGGAGGCAAUGAUGAGAAAAAAUUUGCUUUUGUUACUUUAUCGGGUACUAACUAUGACAUUGAGUUAUGCAUCAAACAUUUUUCAACUGAAGUCUUCAAUGGCAGUCAGUUGUAUGUGACUCGAGCUAGAGAGAGUUUUUUGGAACGACUCCAAAGGGAAAGACAGCAAACACAACUAAAAGAAGCCACAAAGAAUAAUGUAAAUGAAGUUGUUUCAAAGAAAAACCCAAUUUUAAAAUUAAGUGAAAAAUUGAAUCCUCGUAAAAGAGUAAAUGAUGACAAAGUUAUUGUAAAGCAUAAUGUCAUACCCAGCAAGAACUUCAAAGCCUUUGAUGCCAAAAAAACAGAAUCAUCUUUACCUGGUGUAAGUGAUUAUUAUUUAAAAGGUAAUGAUAAAAACAAACAAGACUCUGACAAGAAAAGAAUGGAAUCCAUGAAAAAGAAGUGCCAGGAAUUCAAACAGAAACAAAUGAUCAUAAAAUCUGGAUUGGUUGGGAUAGAUAAAGUAAAAAACAAAAAAAUUGUUUUUUCUGAUACAGAACAUGAAAUAGAUGUUAAACAAAUUUUUCCUAAUAAUGAAAAUUUGAACCAAAAUAAGAAAAACAAUCUAUUUGAUGAAGAUGAUGAUAGUCCAGAUGAACUAAGUUUUGAAAUAAAAAAGCAUUAUGAAGGGAAACAAGGCCAGAAGGUUUUAGAUUUACAAUCACGAUACAAAUCUGAUAAACGUUUCGUCUUAGAUGAGAGAUUUGUGGAUGAAGAAAAUUUGGAUGAGCAAUGCAAACAAGAUGAAAUCCAGAGUCCAGAAGAUCAGGAAGAAGAAAUAGCAGUUGGUCAAACUGAUGAGAAACUCAAACAACUCAAUAUUUUGCAAGAUGUUCUUGGUGUAGCUAUCAAAUCCCACCUCACACAGCCAACUGAAGCCAAGGACAACAAAAAAAGAGCAAAACUAGGCAUGCUACGGUUUGAUCCUUCACAACCAGAACAUGCUAAAUAUUUGGCACCAAAAGAGGAAAUGAACCAAGAAAGUUUGAAAAAACCCAAAAAGAAAAAGAUGACAGAAAAAUCAAUAAAAGAAACAGACCAACAAGAACAAGAGGAAAAUAAAGUUGAGGUUUCCAAAGAACAAUUUUAUAAAGUGAGUGAUGCUCUGAAAGAAGCUAUUGCACAACCCUCGACAUUCAGUCUCAGGAGUUUAUUUGGUACAAGUGAACCUGAUGAGAAAGAGCAUAAUGCAAAUUAUGUGCCAAUAAAACCUUCGAAAGAAAAAAAAGUGAAAAAUCCAUUAGAACCUGGUGAAAAAAAUCCAUUUGUGUAUGACUCAUCAGACUCUGAGGAAGAAUUAGAAAGUAAGGAAACAAAAACAGAUGAACCAAUAUUAUCAACUGCAGAAACUAAAUCAGUGUGGAAAGAAAACUUAUUUUUCUCAGAUAUUGACAAUAGGCUAAAGGAUGGAUUGGACUUCUUUAGUAAAGAUAUACAGAGUGAAGGACCCAAAGAGAGACGGGAGUUAAAAUCAGUCAUGAAAAAACGCAUCUAUAACAAAGAAAGAAAGAAUAACAUGUUCCAAAAGAAAAUUGGUGGGAGAAAGAAGACUAUGAAGAAAAGUUACAGGAAAAAAAGUUAAUCCAUACCAAAAUCAUGAAAUUUUUUCAAACUUUUAUUAAUAAAACAGUAUGGACAGUCUAA